Messenger RNA from Vicugna pacos (alpaca), 2849 nucleotides. The record is from RefSeq and is a predicted model, not a curated record. Lineage: Eukaryota; Metazoa; Chordata; Mammalia; Artiodactyla; Camelidae.
CUUCACUGCAAGCGGCGGCUGGGAACAGCCGGUCCCCGGGGAAUAUGCGGCGCGCUUGGAUCCUGCUCACCUUGGGCUUGGUGGCCUGCGUGUCGGCGGAGUCGCGGGCAGAGCUGACAUCCGAUAAAGACAUGUACCUUGACAACAGCUCCAUCGAAGAAGCUUCCGGAGUGUAUCCUAUUGAUGACGACGACUAUGCUUCUGCGUCAGGCUCGGGAGCUGGGGAGUAUGUACACUGCCAGCCAUCGGAAAAGUCUGGCUCUAAAAGGGGGCAAGAGGGCAGCAGCUUGCUCAGAUCAAGGGCUCAGACGAAGUCACCUGAAGAGAUUGAUAAGGAAAAAGUUCACCUCUCUGACUCAGAAAGGAAAAUGGAGCCUGCUGAAGAGGAUACAAACGUGUACACUGAGAAGCACUCAGACAAUCUGUUUAAACGAACAGAAGUCCUGGCAGCUGUCAUUGCUGGUGGAGUUAUUGGCUUUCUCUUUGCCAUCUUCCUCAUCCUGCUGCUGGUGUAUCGCAUGAGAAAGAAGGAUGAAGGAAGUUAUGACCUUGGAGAACGCAAGCCAUCCAGUGCUGCUUAUCAGAAGGCGCCUACUAAGGAGUUUUAUGCGUGAAAACUCGUCUUAGUGUCUCUAUUUAUGAGAUCACUGAACUUUUAAAAAUAAAGCUUUUGCAUAGAAUAAUGAAGAUCUCUGUUUUUUGGUUCUUUUUUUUUUCAUUAAAGGGCCAAAUGGCCCUUUAAUGAUAAAAGCCCAUUGUAUUUAAAACUUUCCAUGUAUUUCUUUAGAACAACAUAAAAUUAAAACUUAACAUCUGCAGUGUUCUGUGAAUAGCAGUGGCAAAAUAUAAAUGUUACAAAAACCCUCAAUGUUCAUGGAAUCGGUUUAAACUUUCAUGCGCAAAUAUGAAAAGAUUGUUUUUAUCCUGUGGUUCGAAGAUGAAAGCUGUUUAAUUUGUGUCAGCAUGUCUCCGAUUGACCUUACCAAGUUGGUCUUACUUUGUUAAUUUAUCUGUUUCCCUCUCCUCUGCUCUUCCCUCUUGUCCUCUUGAAAACAAAACAAAACUCUAUGCCUUUUGUAGCUGUUACGGUGCAAUUUGUCUUUGGAUAAUUCAGAUUAUGGUAAUUUAGUGUAUAUGUGAUUUUCAAAUAUGUAACUUUAACCUCCACUUUGUAUAAAUUUUUAAGUGUCAGACUAUCCAUUUUACACUUGCUUUGUUUUUCGUCACCUGUAGCUUCAGGCAGAUUUGCAAUAGCAAAUUAACAUGUAAAAUUGGAUUAUCACCACAAAACUGUUUAGUCCUAUCUAUCUAAUCAGAUCUUCUUUUGGGAGGAUUUGAUGUGAGUUACUGACAAGCCUCAGCAAACCCAAAGAUGCUAACAGUAUUUUGAGAAGUUGCUGCAGAUUCCUUUGGCCACUGUAUUUGUUAAUUUCUUGCAAUUUGAAGGUACGAGUAGGGGUUUAAGGAAAAAAAUCAGUUUUUGUUCUUAAAAAUGCAUUUAAGUUGUAAACGUCUUUUUAAGCCUUUGAAGUGCCUAUGAUUCUAUGUAACUCGUCGCAGACUGGUGUUAAUGAGUAUAUAUAACAGUUAAAAAAAGUUGGUAUUUUAUAAGCACAGACAAUUCUAAUGGUAACUUUUGUAGUCUUACGAAUAGACGUAAAUUGUAAUUUGGGAACAUAAAAACUACUGAAUAAAUCAUGUGGCCUAAUGUUGAAAAUGUCACUGUUAUAAAUUUUGUACAUUUUCGAUCAAAUGUAUCUCUCCCCUCUGCUAACGACUGUCUGCGCUCAAGGAUGAUGUGGGUUUGAUUUCUGAGUGUUCCACGGUGUCUGUAAAUCGAAACCAAAGAGCUCGUUGACGAGACUGUUUAUUACCAGAUCGGCUUCUGAACUGGCCAGAGGAAAUCUGAAUGUAUCACCCUGUGUGUGUUUGGAUGUAGAUGUUGGAAGGCUGCCAGGGAGGGGAUUGUGGAUUUUGCAACCUUUAUAGGAUAGCUGAUGGCAAUAUUGAGAUGGAGGCCUGCUUUUGCAAAUAACUUUCAGGAAUAUAAAUUCCAAAGAACGAAAGGGGGCUUUCCUGACAUCAGUAUCUAUGGCUUAGUCCUCCAGAUUGUUUUACGUUUCAGACUGUGCUCUCAGUCUCUCCUGAAGCUCAGUGGAAGAGCUGAUAGAUGGAAUACCAUCUUCCACACUGCAGAGGACGAGGAGGACAGGGAGGAUCUGUGCAUUGAAAGGAGAGCGUCUCUGCUUACAAACGAAAUUGCCAGGGAGCAGUGAUGCCUGAGGGUGAGGUGGAAAUAGCGAGGGUACCCUGUCUGGGGACAUCCUUCUAACCGAACAUUUCCUUUUUUCUCUUUGACCACUAAGUAUAAACUGUGAGCCGCCAAAGUAGGAAGAAGAUAGCACAGACAGCAACCUUUCCAACACACGAUUUACUCUUACUGAAGUCUGUCUACUUCAUUCAGAGAACAUUCCCUGGGAUUGCCACAUGACUCAUUAAAAAAAUUUUUUUUAUGCAUCACUUGGAACAGCGUUUACUUAAAUUUUUAAUGGCCUUAAUUCUCAGAUUUUUGUCCCGUCACUUAGAGCCAUCCAUCCAUUUUGGAGGGGUUACAAGGGAGUGGUGGUACCUUCUGAAACUGCACAACGUCCCUCAGGGACGGAGGUUAAGAAUGUAGGGGGUAUAGCUCUGACUGUGUGAAGCAUAGUGAAACUCAGUUCGUAGAAUAACAACUGCUUGGAAUAUCCAUGCCAGGAAAAGGAAAUUUCUGGCAAAUAUUUUGUCACUGCUGUAAAGCAAAAUAUUUGUUAAAGUGCCAAAAUAAAGUCUGUCAUGCUGAAAGUGAAAAA